This is a messenger RNA of Petromyzon marinus (sea lamprey), 6103 nucleotides long. Its product is annotated as potassium channel subfamily K member 18. Gene Ontology annotation, biological process: stabilization of membrane potential; potassium ion transmembrane transport. NCBI's taxonomy places the organism in Eukaryota, Metazoa, Chordata, Hyperoartia, Petromyzontiformes, Petromyzontidae. Gene Ontology annotation, cellular component: plasma membrane. Gene Ontology annotation, molecular function: potassium ion leak channel activity; outward rectifier potassium channel activity. The record is from RefSeq and is a predicted model, not a curated record.
CAAGACAAUAACGCAGAUACAAAGUCGCCGUGACAUCACCACGGCGCCCGUGCCAGGCGAGGUGCACCUUGAGGGCCACGUGAAGUGUCGAAGGCUCCGCUGGCAGGAGGAGGUCACGGGACAGAUCCAGGUGGUAUAAUUUAUUUAUUUCAAAGAAUUAUUGCGCACACGUGAAGUGGCAUAGCCAGCAAAAAACAAAGAGGAGCAUUUGCAGGCAGCAAGCCCAGCCUUCAAAGCACAUACACAAAAGCACAUCCUAACCUCGUUUUUUUGUUGUUAUUGUUGAAACAGAAGGUACAGCCUUAUUAUACAUUAUCAUCCAUACAUCCAUUCCACCCACCACCACCGCCACUGCUACAGUAGCCUGCCUCUAAUAUAUAAUAUCAAAUCAGGCCAGCUCACGUCAACGCAAGCGCCGUGGUGCUGAGCGGACACGCACACAGAACCGGUGCAUUGUAUUCCAGCACUGUGUUUUGGACACAACUGAUCAAGUGCAAAGAAGGUACCGUACAUGUUGGAUCAAGCCAGCAUUGCUGAUUCCGCCUCAAGUCUUCAUUCAACCCUUUUAUCCGAUUGUGCACGUGGUGAAGUCCAAUCUGUUCAUCACACGAUUGACUCACAGGAGCGAAAGCAAGGCGACUGCCGUGGCUCUUCGCGGAGGGGCAUGAGCGCCAUGCAGAGGCAGGCGGGCUGUGCCGCGUACGCGGAGCGUCUGCGGAAAGUGCUGCCAGCCCUUUCCACGCACGUGCUGCUGGCCGGCCUGCUCAUGAUCUACGCCUUCCUGGGCGCCGUCACCUUCACCUUGAUCGAGGGCGACAAGCACGAGGGCGAGGACACCAAGCUGAAGAAGCUGGUCAGCCAGAUCGUCAACCACACCGUCCGCCUCUCGCAGGCAGGCGAUAUGGAGAAUGGCACCAAGUACCACGACUACUUGAGCAUCGUCCUGGCAGAAUUCUACAAUCUUACCAUGCAAAAGCCCAUCAAGUGGAAUUUCCUGGGAUCGCUCUUUUUCUGCUGCACAAUCUUCACGACCAUAGGCUACGGGCACAUCGCGCCUUCCACAGACGGCGGCAAGAUCAUGUGCAUGGUGUACGCCACCUUCGGCAUCCCCAUCAUGCUGCUGGUGCUGGCCGACGUUGGCGACCUGCUGGCGCGCACGCUCACCACCAUCUACACGUCCUUCCGCCACCGCCUCCUCCCGGGGGCGCGGUGCGGCCGGCAGCACCCACCCGGCGAUGGGCCGGAGGGGAACGAUCUCCAGCGGUCGCGCACCAAAAUCGACGACAGCCACCGGCAUGAGGGCGAGGACGAUGCGGUGGACGUGCCCCUCAAAUCCCCCGGCAGCGACGUGGAGGGCGGCAGGGAGUUGCCGGCGACGGUCAGCAUCGCCGAGGGCGCUGAUGUCCCGGAAGCCGACAGAGAAGUCAAGGAAUUGGACGUUCCCUUCACGCUCAUUUUCCUGAUCGUCUUCGUCUACCUGAUGUUCGGGACCUUCCUCCUGCCCUGCUGGGAGGAAUGGAGUUACCUGGACGCCUUCUACUUCGUCUUCGUGACAAUGACCACCAUCGGCCUAGGCGACAUCGUGCCAAAGCAUCCCAACUUCUUCAUGCUUACGUCCAUUUACAUCAUCAUCGGCAUGGCCAUCAUCUCCAUGGGUUUCAAGCUCACGCAGGACCGCAUCUUUGCGCUCUACGGCCGCAUCAGCAUCCCGCGCCAGAGACUAAGAGACUGCGUGAAAUGUGCCAGAUAGGCGCCAUCAAUGCCACCGCCACUGCUGCCAUCAUCCUGAGCGGACUUUCAAAAACAACAACAACAACAACAAAACCGAUAUGCCUUCCUACCUUCUUUGAAUAUUCCUACUCAAUACUACCAAGUGAAUGCAUGAACGUAGAGGCGAUAUAAUGAAUUAUUUGUUAUUUGGUCAUUGCCUGCGUUUUACACACUCAUUAAGUAUCAGGGUUAUGCUGGCCUUGUUUGUUGCCCUUAAAUCCCGUAAAUAUAUAUUUGGGUUUUGCCCAAUAUUAUGCAAUGCUCAUUAUCAGAGACGUUGCUUUCAGAAAGUGAGCUGCAUUUACAUUGCAACACUCAGCAAGGGAACUUGGGUGGUUUUGACAGUAGAAUGCUUCUCUACGGCAUAGCCAACGUUUGUAGUUGUCAACGGCGUUGCAUGGUGGGUGUACACGUAUGCAUUACGGGCCUAUUUAAUGCAUUAAUAAUGUGAAGCGUCAUAAUUUUAGUGAGCGUAUACGAAAGCACAAAUGGCCCCUGUAGGCCCUCACAGCGCUCAUGUCCACGUGCGAGUGAGCAUUCCGUAGUGCUUGACGCGACGCGGUUGGCGUGAAAAGUCAGAACUGCACGGAAAUAUAUGGGUUUUUUUUUUCUCUCGUAGGUCACGUAACCCAUUGGUUUUUAGCGACACGAAUGUUUACAUUAACUUGCACUUGCGCAGAAUCAUACCUGUCAAUCCCUUAUCAGUGCCUACCUUCGUACAGACCAAUUGAGACCUUUAUUGGUCACCCCGUGCCCUUUUAAAUCUCAACGUUUAUCCUAUAAAGUCCCAUUGCAAGGGAGAAACACAAACAAAUAGACAAAAACUAAAUUUGCCUCUGUUGAUACAAGAAUACGGGUAAAUCGUAUGGGUUGACAGGUAUGCGAAAUGCAGAAUUAUUGGUGUGUCCUUCUGACGUGCUCACGUCUUUUAAUCCCCUUUAUAAAAAGUAAAUUCAAUUGAACCAAAUAUUUUUUUUUCCAUCACAAUACACAUACGUACUGCGAUCGCAUGAUUUUUUUCCAUAGCAUGUAAGUCACGUGGAAUUGUUUGAAUUUAUAUAUAUAAAGCAUACAUAACCACAAGUUAUUCGUAACAAUUGUUCCAAUCGCACAAGUUACUUCGAUGCAGUGAUUUAUUUACGGGCUAUAUUUGAUGAAUGGCAAUUAUGUCCACCAAUUCCAUGGUUCACCAGAGGUUAGUAACAUGGCAAUGCUUUCUGUGCACCGUGUGCAGCCCUUUUGUCAAUCCACUGCUGGACGAGGGCCUCCCCCCCUCCCCCCCCCAUGUGACCGUGCAUUUCGUGGGGGGCUGUUCGACCUUGCUUCGCCGCGUCACACUGCUAAAAAAAUGCAGGCUGAGUUUCGCUCAGUUUUUAUUUGGUGAUGCGAGAGACUCGCAUGCAGCCACAGGUCUGCUUUUCAAGACAGACCCACGGAGUACCUUGCGAGAGAUGUUACGUCGUUAGCAGCAAAUAAUACGACAGGAUAACAAGAAUGAAUCGUCAUUUUUUUUUAACACGAGGUAGGUCGCUUCAACAUUCGAAAGGCAUACGAUCAAGGGCAACACUUUACGGGACAGGAGGAACAACAACAACAAUCUAUAUACAUGUAACAAAAACGAGUUAUGUAAAGCAUGCUUAUCACAUGUGCAAGUGAAAAUGGUAUUUGAAAUCAAGUAAGGAAUUUAAUCGAGGGCCGGUGAUGGGAGAAAUAUUUUCCGAAAACAUGAAGCGAGCUCGUUCCACGAAAGGGGAGCAGCAACACGAAAUAAUCUUCGAACCAAAGUUCGAGUCGCUCUCGGCACGUAGACAAAAACGAGAGAGGAAGUAUGGCUUCGCUGACGGAGGGGUUACAAAUGUGGGCGAGAGGUUUCAAGAUUUUGGUCGGCCACCAACUGAAGGGCAACGGGAGGAAUUUCAUCUGCGCCAGUGGCAGAAGAGGCAUUAUUUAAGGUUUAGACCAAGCUGAUGCAUUGUCUAGGUGAGGCAGCUCAAUUCUUGCUUCAGUCCCGGAUAUGAAUUAUGGUCAGAGUGAGAAGUAUCGUACUGAUUUAGUUGGGUGUAUACUGGCUUCGUUGAUGUAUCGAAAACAUAGCCUGCCGAGGCCAAAUGGAGUUGAGUUCACCGACGAUUUAGAUUGAAGGCGGAGAGACAUUGAAGUAUAGCAAAGGAGCACAAUACAUUUUUGCUGCACUGCUGUGCUUCCAAUGCAGUCCUGUAGCAGCCUGUAACACCUGUUUUAUGCUUGGUGGUCAUCCAGAAAUAUCCACCAGGCUCAGCGUCCGAUAUCUGAUAAAAUCAGUCAGCCUCAUUCCAAGGGAUUUGGUCAGAAGCAUGCUUUCUAUAAAUAUAAGAAAAUGGAGAUGAGACAGCAUGAUGGCGAUGGGAGGGGUGUUUAUUGACGUUAUAAUCUCUGUGAUGUUCUAAUAUGUGUCUGUUCCGAGCACUUGCCUUUGUUGCCACAUGCUUUGCGGCUUCGGUUUUGAAGACAUUUCCCGUCGACUCGGCAAUCUUCUUCCCUUCGUAUGGCUGAUGAUGUAGAUGUAGAUGGAGAGCGUCGACUGCAAUUUCACAUUCAAGGUGGUCAAUCCGGACAACCGCGUCAGGAGCAGCAGAGUGUGUCGCUGUGAUGUCGCCCGUGAUGAAUCGGCAUAUGUAUCGCUGUGAUGAAUCAGCAAUUACGUGGCCAGUGAGCGCACGUGGCCCAAGGAAAGUUGUCCGAAGGUAACCUGGUCGACAUGGAUUCACGUGGUGGCUGAUUGCUGCUGCUCGUGGGGAUAUCAUUCACCUUAUUCGGUGAUGGAUGGAGCAUUUGAAAUGGCAAACAAUAACUUACCAUAAAAGUCAUCCAUUUCAUUGUUGCCUAAUUGAAUGUAAAAAAAACAGAAAGAAAAGUAGAUACACGGUUAUCCGUUCAGAGAUAACCGCGCUUUAAAUAAUAAGGAUAAAUUACAGAGAAAACCCACAUUUUAAUUCGAUACGGCUACAAGCCUCCCACCAAUCUCAAUACUCUUAUGUAAGCUUUUACUCAUGAUGCACAUUGGCAAUAAUCAAUCACAAUGUUCAAUGGGCUGUUGAGCGGAACGUGCGAGGGUCAUUGGAAAUCAGUGGGGUAUGUAUGCGAAAAGGUCUACUGUGGAGAGAUGUUACGCCUGUAACAGGAUCGACAUUUUUGCAUUCAAAAAAGUAUUGUAAAUUGACAUAUAUCAAUUUAGUUUUAAAAAAAUUAGACACAAUUUAUGAUGGACAAUGGGAAAUCUAUGCAAAUAUAUUUUACACAUGCAUGCAUAUAUAUGCAACGUGUUUUCGAAAGUUAUGUUGGUACCCGUAUCUCGCUUGCAAAAGAGAUUUCUAGGCUUUCACCUGGUUGUAAACAAAGGCAUUAUCUCUCCGAUGUGUUUUCAAGUUCUACCGAAUGUGGUUAGGCACGAUGUCCAACGUUUAAAUCCACGUGCUGGGAGCUUCGUCAGGAAAUUAAUCACACGCUGGGAGCUUAUUUAGGAGCUGAUUCAGAAACAGCUCCCAGCAUACGUCAGAUAACACCAGCUGGAAAAGUCGAAAAACCAAUGCAGUAGAAAUGGUACUGAUUGCUUUGUGUUACAGGGAGUCUAAUUGGUAUCCCAGACAAUCGCACUGGAAGAAGGGCCAUUGUUUGAUUAUCGCUGUCAUUAUAAUUGUGGAGGACUAUGGGACAAUCAUAUGAACACAUAAGAACAGUUGCGAAUAGUCCUUGUAAACAGCCCAUACAUUCAGGAAUGCAGAUCCAUAUCACAGUACAUCUCAAGCCAUUUCAUGCCAAGCAUCUACAGAGACUUGAGGAAUACCCCGCAUAUACACCCAUACAAUUUGCACGGUAUAUGCAAAUCAGGGUAUACACAAACAUAAAUAAUUUGCUGCCCUUUGUCAAUCACCAGGUUGUAUCACUAUACUUAAUUUCGGUGAAUGCAGGUUGAAGAAUUGGUAGGACCAGGAUCAGCUCAGGCAUCACUUACCACUGAUGUUAGCCGUGGCCAGCAAUUGAACUCAGGUUACUGGGUUUAGAGAGAAGUGCAUGAUCCACUACACAUACUGUACACGGAUACAAUGCGAAUAUGAAAUGUGCAUGUUGUUAUGCAAUGGGGCUAUAUUUAUGUGACUAUUUUUAUAUGCAUGCUGUAUGUUUUUUUAUGCAUGUUUUUGUUAAGUGUUUACCUAUCUGUAAUGAAAUCAUCACAGACCUGGCAUAUGCACUUCACACAUUUGUGAUAGAGAAAAAACGGUUCUGUCCUUUUUGUUUGAAUUAUUUAAAAUUGUGCCACUAUUUAUACUUUAUAGGCAAUCAAUAAAACUUAUUU